GAGGCCUCAGCCGGCCAUGGGCACGCCGAGCCUGUCCAGUAACCUGGGCGACCUGGACCUCGUCGCCAGCGCCCGCUCCGGGCUGUCUCAGCGCACGGGGCACCUCGGUGGCCCGGACGGGCUCGCGCUCGCCGCCGAGGAGCUGCACGCGCGGCCCGCGCGUGUCCCCGGAAGAGCCUGACGCCGUCGCGAAGUUGCCGGCGUUGAACCUCAACAUGGUGGACGCCGUCGCGAGGCUGGACGACAACGAAGACAAGAGGCACCUGAUGCGGCCUAGCGAGCUGAAGCAGAUGGAGCUCAUGAAGUACCAGGAGCAGUGCUCGGAGAUUGUGCCCAAGCAGGUCUACAUCUCGAGCUACGUUGUUGCCUGCAAUUUGGCUAUUCUGCAGAGACACGAGAUAACUCACAUCCUCAACCUCGCGGCGGACGUUUGUGAGAGCCGGUUCCAAGACAAAUUCAAGUACGCCACGUACUACUGCAAGGACGUGUCCAGCGAGGACAUAUCCAUGCUGUUCUACAGGACGUUGGAGUGGAUGCAGGUCGCCAAGCCGAGGUGCUGGUGCAUUGCAGAGAGGGGGUCAGCAGGUCCGCGACGAUGGUCAUCGCGUACCUCAUGUGGACCAACCACUUGCCUUUCAAGGAGGCGCACGAGAUCAUCAGACGAGUGCGGCCGAUUUGUAAUCCCAAUCCAGG
Messenger RNA from Prorocentrum cordatum, 693 nucleotides. The record is from the annotation of a GenBank genome assembly. Lineage: Eukaryota; Dinophyceae; Prorocentrales; Prorocentraceae.